Messenger RNA from Dermatophagoides farinae (American house dust mite), 1157 nucleotides. RefSeq lists its product as uncharacterized. NCBI's taxonomy places the organism in Eukaryota, Metazoa, Arthropoda, Arachnida, Sarcoptiformes, Pyroglyphidae. The record is from RefSeq and is a predicted model, not a curated record.
UGGGCGUCAUGAUUCUCUUCGGAAAUGCUCUUCUUCACAUGAAUUUCAAGAAUCAUGCGCUUAUUUAUUUAUAUGGUUGUGAAUCAUAGAUUCUGGUCUUGGAGCUUGGUCUAUAUUUCAUUAUUGAUUCAGUUUAGUAUGACUUUGUAUUAUGAUGAAAAUAAAAACACUUUAAUGCAUAUGAUUGCAUAUAAGAGCAAUAUUGGAAAACCAAUCGAGUUUUGGUUAUUCAUCUGAUUAUUUACUAAAAAAUAAGAAAAAUCAAAAAUUAAAUUAAAAAAAAAAUGUUUACAACUUUCCUCAUAUCACUGAUACCUACUACGACAAGUAAUCCUCUUUCAAAUUCCAAAAACAAACAUUCAUUGAUGUUAAAACCAUUGACAAUUCUAUGGUUUAUAAUACCAUCGUUGAUUAUAAUUGCUUCUUCAUCAUCGGCAGCCUUAUCAAGAAUGAAUAGCGAAGUGAUCACUAGUAAUAGUGGAAUUGGCGUUUCAGACAUGUUACUUAUAUCGAAUCUAUCUUGUUAUGUAUGCACUACAAUCGAUGAUAUUAAUUGCAAAUAUCUAAAUGAAACAAUUAACCGUCUUCAUCGACAACAACAACAGGAAAUGGGUGGCAACACUGGUAGUGGUGAACAUUCUAUGAUUGGAUACGAUAAUGAUCAAUCCGGAUAUUCAAACCAUGACCAUCAUCAUAAUCCAAAUCAUGAUCAUUAUACCCUUGAAUCUAUACUAUCGGCAGAUAGUAGUAGCUAUGAUUUAUUAGCAACAGCUUCAUCAUCAAGCGAAGAUCAAAGUUUAUUACCGACAAAUAAUGGCGGUCAUAUGGAUCCAAAUUUAAUGAAUGAAUUUCGUGCCGAUUGUUCACCGAGCGAACAAUAUUGUGUGGUCAUACGAUUAGGCGUUAGUGCACCAGACAAUGUACAAGAGUUUAAUUUUUUUGCCUUAAAACGUGGUUGUGCUGAACAAUGUACGGAUGGUUGUUUUAUCAUUGGUAAUGGUGAAAAAACUAAGCUAAGCAUAUGUGCUAGUUGCUGUCGAAGUAAUUAUUGUAAUCUAGGCAAUUCAGCCACAGCAUUUAACCAUCAUCAUACUGGUCAAUGGUUUUUGACCAUAAUCAUUAUAUCAUUACUAUUGUUGAUGAUUCGAAUCAUUUGA